This is a messenger RNA of Ogataea philodendri, 963 nucleotides long. RefSeq lists its product as uncharacterized. The record is from RefSeq and is a predicted model, not a curated record. Bases 1 to 963 code for a protein of 320 amino acids. Lineage: Eukaryota; Fungi; Ascomycota; Pichiomycetes; Pichiales; Pichiaceae. The transcript has 2 exons.
AUGGGCGUGUCGCCGACAGACAUGGGUGUUUCCGCAAUAGGUUCGAAGUUUGGUGGUGCGCUGCUCGAAAUCAAACUGCUGCUACGCGAAGGUCUAGUACCCUCUUGGAAUGUGGCAGAUCUUGGGAAAUUAGGCUUGUCACCUUGGACACUGUUUCUUCGAGAAACUUCGAAAUUGUCAGCUUCCACAACGGCCUGUAGCACCAGGCUGGCGGAAGAGCCAGCUUUUUCGCGUCCAUCUGGCAAUAUUAUCACCAUCAGGGUUCUGAGGGUCAUCGUCGAAGGGAAGGUAACCGGCCAACAUAGCGUACAAGAUCACACCACAGGACCACACGUCGACUUUGCGUCCUUCGUACGGGUCGCUGCUGACGACCAAUUCUGGUGCUGCGUAACAGGGGGAGCCACAACUUGUUUUCAUCAAGUCUGUGGAUCUGAAAGUGUUGACAAACCCAAAGUCUGUGAUGAUGAUAUUUUUGUGUUUGUCCAACAAGAGAUUUUCGAGCUUCAAGUCUCUGUGGAUGAUCCCCUUUGCGUGCAUGUAGUCGACUCCGGAAACCAGCUGAGCAAACAGCCUACUGGCCAUAGAUUCUUUCAAGUACCGGUGUUCGAGAAUGUAGUCGAAAAGUUCACCUCCGGAGGCGUAUUCCAGCACAAUUCCGAUGUAUUUGUCGUUCUGAAGCACCUCUUCCAACCUCACGAUGUUGGGAUGUGCCAGUUUCUUCAAAGCGUUAAUUUCGCGGUGGACCUUGUUUUCCUUUUCAGAGCCCUUGGGUAUGGAGUCUCUACGGAUCAGUUUGAUGGCAGCUUGGGACGGCUGUUUGCCAUCUUUGCGCCAUCCGAGUUUGACUUUGCCAAACUCGCCUUCACCAACCGUAGAUCCCAACACAUAAGCUCCAAAUCUAACUUCCUUGGCAGUUCUUCUCUUUGUUCCGGAACUCAUACUAAGUCGCGAGCUUCUCGUUGA